Messenger RNA from Hevea brasiliensis (rubber tree), 627 nucleotides. RefSeq lists its product as uncharacterized. NCBI's taxonomy places the organism in Eukaryota, Viridiplantae, Streptophyta, Magnoliopsida, Malpighiales, Euphorbiaceae. Bases 1 to 627 code for a protein of 208 amino acids. Gene Ontology annotation, molecular function: RNA-DNA hybrid ribonuclease activity; nucleic acid binding. The record is from RefSeq and is a predicted model, not a curated record. The transcript has a single exon.
AUGGCUGACUAUUGUAGUGAACUUCUUCAAGUUCUUUCCACUCAUGAAGAUGAUAAAAAAUUAUCUCAAUUGCUUGUUUAUCUCUUCUGGUUCAUAUGGAAGGCCCGAAAUGGUCUUGUCUUUGAACAGCAAUCAUGGACAUUUCAGGAGAUUAAUGCCAAGGCAGAAUUGGCUCUCAAUGAAUUUCUUGUCUCUAAUCUAGAUGACAGUCCAUUUCCUAAUAAUCCAAUUGUUAGACCUCCACAUUGGCUUCCUCCUCCCUUGUCAGCAAUUAAAAUCAAUUUUGAUGCUUCGGUUGACAUUAACAGAAACAUGGGCUCUUUGGCAGCCAUUGUCUGCAAUGUUUCAGGGAAAAUUCUCGGCUGGUUUUGCAAAAGACCGAAAGGAAUCACUGACCCAACUAUGUUGGAAGCAAUGGCUUGUCGUGAAGCCAUUUUGUUGGCCAAAAACAAAGGGCUCCCGAAUGUUGUUAUUGAGGGUGAUGCUAAAGCUAUUAUUUCUUAUGCUAAUGUUAGCGCGGUACCCUUAGUUCUUCAAGGCAUUUUCCAUGAUACGGCUUUGUUAUCUUCUUCUUUUUCUCCUGUUAGUUUUACUUUUGCUAGUAGGAAGUGUAAUUGUGUUAGCUAA